AUGGGUAGCACAGAAGGGGGAAACCAACCUGAGGGGGAAGCGGAAUGUCAUGUGGAAAAAGCAAAGGACGACCUGGACGAGGGAAGUAGCCUGCUCGCCAGCCUGGCCAAUGUGGUGGACCAGAAGGAUGUGGACAAAGUGAACAGAAGGGGAAACAAAAAAACCAAAAAGGAAAAAAAAAAAGAAAAAAGAGAAUACCUAAAGGAAAAGAGGAAGAAAAAUAGACCAGAAGAAAAAAAAAAAAGAAAAGAAAAAAAAAAAAAUGAUCUUUUGAAAAUAUUAAAUGGUCUGAAUUCAAGUGAGAGGAUACAAUUUCUAGCCGAAAGGAGAGCUUUACAGGAAGAGAAAAAAAAAAAAAGGAAACAAUUUUUAAUCAAGGCGUACAAUGAGGGAUAUAAAAUUUGCUACAACUGUAGUUUUUUAAAUCUUAUGGGUGAGAAGGAAGUAUCUAGUUUAGCCAAACAGGUUUUUCUGGGCUACCACUACAUGAUUAAGGAGCAGCUGCAUGUGCAAUUUCAUUUUACUAGCUUGUCCAGCAGCGACGAAUUCUACACACAGCUCAGAGAGAAGUAUGCGAUGGACAAGUGGCACGUCCACAUGCACUCCGAGGACUACUGGGAUGUGUUCCCGAGGGAGAAGAUUGUCGUUUUAUCCCCCGACGCGGAGGAGGAACUAACCGAAGUUCGAGACGACGAGGUGUAUAUCAUUUCUGCCCUGGUCGACCGGAGCGUUUCCAAGAAUUUGUCCUUCUACCAGGCAUCCCUGCACAACCUAGUGACAAAAAAGUUACCCCUGGAGAAGUAUUUUAAAAAAAGAAAAAGCAACGUACUGAACGUUAAUACUGUGGUAGAGAUUUUAAUAAGUUUUUUAAAAAACAAAAAUUGGAUGAAGGUUUUCAAGGAGUGUGUGCCACAAAAAAAAGUGCUCCGCUUCUGCAACGGCACCUCAACAGAGGGACACAAAAAUGAAGACGCAGACGAGGCAACAGAGGCAGAAGCGGGUGCGGAGACAAAAAGAGAAGAACCAUAUGUAGAGGAUAAUUGA
Messenger RNA from Plasmodium fragile, 1044 nucleotides. RefSeq lists its product as uncharacterized. Bases 1 to 1044 code for a protein of 347 amino acids. Lineage: Eukaryota; Apicomplexa; Aconoidasida; Haemosporida; Plasmodiidae. Gene Ontology annotation, biological process: tRNA N1-guanine methylation. The record is from RefSeq and is a predicted model, not a curated record. The transcript is spliced from 4 exons. Gene Ontology annotation, molecular function: tRNA binding. Gene Ontology annotation, cellular component: nucleus.